Molecule: messenger RNA, 1717 nt
Organism: Leptidea sinapis
Lineage: Eukaryota; Metazoa; Arthropoda; Insecta; Lepidoptera; Pieridae
Product: myrosinase 1-like
Exons: 6
Coding region: 114-1649 (511 amino acids)
Biological process (GO): carbohydrate metabolic process
Molecular function (GO): beta-glucosidase activity
Source: RefSeq, a predicted model, not a curated record
AAGCAUUAUGCAUGUGAAAUGACAAGUAAGAUCAACUCCUUACAUUUCUCAUAUAAAUAGAGACAUUAUGAAACUAUGAAGCAUUUAAUUUGCUUCAUUUCUUAAUUUAAGCCAUGAGAGGGCAAACAUUUUUUUUAAUCGUUAUCUUUAUUGCAUUUGUGAUAUGCAAAAGGACUCCCCGUAAAGUCAGAAGAUUACCAGAUGGGCUAUUACUUGGUUCAGCAACCGCGGCCUAUCAAGUGGAGGGUGGAUGGAAUGAAGACGGUAAAACAGAAAAUAUUUAUGAUCAUCUGACGCACACUGAUCCAUGCUUUGCGGUAGAUUGUUCAAACGGUGAUGUAGCGGCAAACUCCUACCACUUCUACAAAAGGGAUAUUGAAAUGCUUAGAGAACUAGGCGUUGAUUUCUAUAGAUUUUCAAUCUCUUGGACUAGAAUACUACCAACAAGCUUUCCCGAUACAAUCAAUCAGGCUGGUGUUGAUUAUUAUAAUAAAUUAAUUGAUGAACUCCUAAUGUAUAAUAUUCAACCAGUAGUUACUAUUUUUCAUUGGGAUCUACCCCAGAAAUUACAAGAGCUCGGUGGUUGGACUAAUCCCCAGAUAGUCGAAUGGUAUGGAAACUAUGCUAGAGUUAUUUUUAGUCUUUUCGGAGAUAGAGUGCAGCAUUGGGUAACAAUUAAUGAGCCACAACAAAUUUGCCAGUGGGGUUAUGGAUCAUCAGAAUUAGCACCAGCAUUAAACCUAAGCGGGGAAGCAGAUUAUAUGUGUGUAAAGAACCUACUCUUAGGACAUGCACGAGCUUAUCAUAUUUACGAUGAAGAAUUCAGACCUAUACAAGAUGGUACAAUAUUCAUAUCAAUUAGUUGCGACUGGUAUGAACCUGCCAGUGAUACUGAUGAAGAUAUUCAAGCGGCAUACGAUGUUAACCAAUUCAUGUGGGGCCUGUAUGUUCAUCCAAUAUUUUCCAAACGCGGCGAUUACCCUGACGUUUUGAAGAAAAGGAUAGGCGAAAUGAGUAAGAAGCAGGGUUUCCUGGACUCCAGAUUGCCUGAAAUGUGGCAAGACGAAAUAGAUUACAUCCAAGGAACUUCUGAUGUAUUCGGUCUAAACCAUUAUUCUACACAUUAUGCAUAUAGAAAUGCCUCCACUGCAAAGUACUUUAGUCAAUUUACUAAGCCGUCAUUCGAAGCCGAUUAUGAUGCAUUGACAUAUCAACUACCUGAAUGGCAAAUUGGAAAAUCUAAUCUUACUAUGUACGUACCAUGGGGCUUCUACAAACUCCUUACAUACAUAAGAAAACAAUUUGACAAUGUACCAGUGUUCGUAUCAGAAAAUGGAUUGGCCACUCACGGUGGGUUGAAAGACGACGAUAGAGUGGCGUACUACCGUGGAUACAUGGCUGCCAUGUUAGAUGCCAUAGAUGAGGGUUCAAAAAUAAUAGGAUACACGGUUUGGAGCCUUAUGGAUAAUUUUGAAUGGAAACAUGGAUAUACCGAACGAUAUGGGAUCUAUCAAGUCGAUUAUAAGAAUCCGGCGAGACCUCGCAUUCCUCGAAAAUCUGCGUAUGUCUUUAAAGAGAUUAUCAGAUCUCGCACCAUUGAUAUGAAUUACAAACCUGACAUGUCUAUACCUAUGUCUGUUUAUUAUUAAUUAUAGACAGACCAUAUUUUAAUAACUGUUUAUGUAAUUUAUUGGAAUAAAUGAAUUUCUUUUAUCGA